GCUGUUUUCGGUAACUGCGAGUUUUGCAAGGUAGAAUUGUCGAAACUGAGUAAAAUCGGUGACGAUGUGAUGACCUGUUCGGUUGCCUCGAUGUAUCUGAAACAAGGCCGAAAGAGCUCGUCGAAAGCAAGCAUUGAUACCAUUUACACUCCUGAAGGCACAUUUAUUGGUAUUUUUUAUACCUUUAAUUUCAGUGAUACGACAGUUCAGGACGUGAAGCAUUUUAUGUUUAAAGGCUACUGA
Messenger RNA from Gongylonema pulchrum, 243 nucleotides. The record is from the annotation of a GenBank genome assembly. NCBI's taxonomy places the organism in Eukaryota, Metazoa, Nematoda, Chromadorea, Rhabditida, Gongylonematidae.